Messenger RNA from Labrus mixtus (cuckoo wrasse), 1532 nucleotides. RefSeq names its product programmed cell death protein 10-like. Bases 257 to 889 code for a protein of 210 amino acids. Gene Ontology annotation, biological process: regulation of Golgi organization; positive regulation of MAP kinase activity. The record is from RefSeq and is a predicted model, not a curated record. Lineage: Eukaryota; Metazoa; Chordata; Actinopteri; Labriformes; Labridae. Gene Ontology annotation, molecular function: protein kinase binding. The transcript is spliced from 8 exons. Gene Ontology annotation, cellular component: Golgi apparatus; FAR/SIP/STRIPAK complex.
UACAAUGGAGACGUAUGAGGGAGACUUUCCGAGAGAACUACAACCAGCCUCUCGUGCGAUACCAACGGACAGCACUCAGCACCUCCUACCCGGCUCUCAGUGUUUGUCAGGAAGAAAAACUUCCUGAAUGACAUAAAGCACAACAAGAGAGGGUCCUUGUCCGUUUCCAUUCUGUCAGUCUCUGCGAGUGAUUAAACGUGCUGAAACUGGCACCAGCGGACAAGCACACAAACAAAGGGCCAUUGAUCGGUCAAGGAUGACCAUGGAAGACACGAGGAAUGAAGCGGACACUGCCUCAACAGUUACGAUGGCUCUCUACAGUGUCAUGUAUCCCGUCUUUGACCAGUUGGAGAGCAUCAACUUAUCAGCUGCACAGACCUUGAGAGCUGCUUUCAUAAAGGCAGAGCAGGAAAACCCGGGUCUGACCCAGGAUAUCGUUAUGAAAAUACUGGAGAAGAAAAAGUUAAGAAUCAACUACAGUGAGUGUCUACUUCGCAUGGCUGGAGAUGAUGUGAAAGAGUUUCUGAUUGACAGGCCAGAGCCCGAGUUCCAGGAGCUAAACGAGAGAGCCCGAUCUCUGAAACACAUCCUCAGCACAUUACCAGAUGAGCUCAAUGACAGAGCAGGCUUCCUACAGACCAUCAAAGACAUUGCCAGUGCCAUCAAGGAGCUGCUCGACACAGUGAACACUGUCUUCAGGAAAUACCAGUAUCGGAACAGACGGGCACUGGAAAGGCAGAAGAAAGAGUUUGUGAAAAACUCCAAGAGCUUCAGUGACACACUCAAAACGUACUUCAAAGAUGGAAAAGCGAUCAACGUGUUUGUCAGCGCCAACCGACUCACUCACCAAACCAACAUGAUCCUGCAGGCCUUCAAGACGGUGGUGUAGCAGCCCGAGAGGACAUUUUGAUAAGAGAAUAGAUGAUGUGAGGCUUUGUAAUUUGUAAAGACUUUUUUUUUAUUAUUUUUUGGCUGUAUAAUUUAUAAGUCUGGGGCUUUGAGGGGAGAUCAGGUAGUCUGAGGUUCAAAGCAAAUCAGGUUGACAGUAAUUGCUUGGGAUUUUUAGCUCUCUUUUAUGUUGUUCUUUUAUCAGAUUCUUAAGUCGAUAUAUCUCCCUUCCUUUAUAUAUUUCCCUCUGUGUUCAGAACGGUGUAGCUCUGAAAAAAGUUCACAAGAAAUGUGAUUAUUCCCCCAUGUCCUUAAAAGUUUGGGGAUUGCACAAAUCUAAAAGAAGUGCAAUGAAAAGAAAUUGUAUUAAGUUUCCAAAUUCUCUCCAUCUUGUCAUUCUUCUAUUGUAAAAGAUCAUCUUGAGCUAUACGGCAGUAUCAUAUACUUGGUACCAAUACUCUGGCACUAUCAGCAUACAUCACAUUUAACUUAAAUCUGAUAUGUUCUUAUCCUGAAUGGAAAUCAAGAUGUGCAGUAAUGUUUAUGCAUUGAAAUGGAGGAUGUGUUCACUGUCUGCUUUCUUUGUGCUGUCUGCUCCACCGUGUGCAUCAUAAAGAACAACACUAAAGGUGAGCAGUAACUCA